Ceraceosorus guamensis is the source of this 1616-nucleotide messenger RNA. RefSeq lists its product as hypothetical. Lineage: Eukaryota; Fungi; Basidiomycota; Exobasidiomycetes; Ceraceosorales; Ceraceosoraceae. The transcript has 2 exons. Bases 265 to 1551 code for a protein of 428 amino acids. The record is from RefSeq and is a predicted model, not a curated record.
CGCGGACCGAAGUCGUGAGUAUGUAGUACCGCGGUGCGUCGCAGUGGUGCCCAGAAAUAUUUUCGUUAACCUCGGCAGCUUUGUCCGCACCACAGUCCUUUGCUGGCACGGGGCUCUUUCGAGUGGCUUCGAAGCGCCACAGCGCGGAACACUUCUCCACAACCCAGUCUUGUGCUGGACGCCGGCUUCGCAACAACUUUGUAUGCUCCAGAUUACUCGUCCCUCGAUUCUGCACGAUUCAACAAGGAUGGCCGCCCUCGUAGGAUGAGAAAUCACCGAAUCUGGGGGCAGAUUUCCCAGCACGAUGCGGAAUUAUGGCAGACAGCUGUGGCGGAAAAUGUAGAAAUCUGGCACAGGACGCACGAGCCACGCAUUUUAGCUUGGUAUCGGAGGCCCAAAGUGCGUCUGGAAGCUGACUGGUCUGAAAAGGCCAGAGGUGUCCAGGAGCAUUGGGGAAUGAGACUGGAGUCGCUCGCACGUCUACUGCAAGACGCCACAAUGUCGCUCUACCAGCAGCACAACGCCUCGACUCGCGCGGCCACGCCCAUUGCUAAAGCGCCGGCGGCUGCUGCAAUCUUUGCUGAGGUCACUCGGGUUGUCGAGGAGAUCAACGUACUGACCUACUCUCUCCUGGCGCAUGCUCUGAUUGGUCCGACUGUCCCUUGGCCGCUCUCCACUGCAAGCUCAGAUACAGAUCCCACCCGUGUAGAAUGGAAGACGGGGCUUUUGGAGCGUUGUGCCGGGGAAAGUUUGACCGCCAAUACUAGCAGGACUGGUGGUGAGGGACCCACGUCAAGCUUGUGGAACGCUGCCAUCCUAUCUACACAAAAGGCUCUCUGCUACAUGACGAUCGAGCUGUUCGACGAGACUCUGUCACGUCGAUUUGAGGCUGCACGUCCAGAAGCGCUGGAUGCCCAGAACACGCACGACGCUGGAUGGCUGCGUCGCUGGCGAGGUCGUCUGGACACGCUACGCUCUGAGCUCGAGUGGAGUUCGUGGGAUACUUGCCCUGAAACCUGCGGAGCAGAUUCCUUCUGCUACAUUCCAUCAUGGCCACUUUCGAUGUUCAUGUCGGCUGGCCCACCACCUGGCCCACCGCCCGACGAUCCCGGCCCCGGGGGUCCGAAUUCCCCGAGCGAUGGCGGCAGCGUUGGUGGAUGUGUCCAGCAUCGCGAUGGCGUGGAGUCACCGGAAAUGCACCACAAACACACAGCGCAGCAACAUAGCGGUAGACCCGGUGCUGAAAAAAGGCUCCCUCAUCACCCAGGCGCGCGAAAUGGCGUUCUCUUUUGGAGGCACCUGGUUCCGCGAUGGGCUCUCAAGAUGGCUACUUCGGAGCGCGGCCACCCUCAGAACAUGUACAAGGAACACGCUCAUUCGCAUCGACCCAUCUGGAAGGCGAAUGAAGAGCGCGAAGUGCCUGAUGGUGUAGAUAAGGACGAGUAUGAAGAAGAAGAGAGCGAGGAUGAGGACGACGACGAGGAAGAUCAGGAAGAGCCGGCUAGAUGCAUCGAUUGGAAGGAGUGGAGCACGCGUCACGCAUCCUUUUGAGCAGCCUGGGCGCGAGAGAGUGAACUUAUACCCACGCAUGUGCAGUGCUUUCAAUAUCAUUCAUG